AUGGUUGUACUAUCACUCCGUAAUCUGAUCCUGUCAGUAUCCCUGGCUACGUUCGCUACUCUGACACCAUUUUCUAAUGCUGCACCUACGCCUCCAGUACCUCAAGUGGAUGCCUGUGGGGUGCUUGGUUUUAUGAACAGCUCAUCAAUCACUUACGACGAUGUCUCUGCUUGCUAUAAAGCCAUUCCAUAUGAUCCAGUGGUGGCAAGUGCGACCUUGAAGACACUUCAUGCCUUCUUCAAUGAUAACUAUGUCUUCUGUGAUUCAGCAUUGACCCCAGAUCUGAAGGUACCCUUCUCCUGCCCCCCUGUGGACAUUGUCAAGGAGUUUGAGCGGAUUGGGCAGACAAAGUACACUGGUGACUACAGCUUUCACUUAGAUGUCUCUAGGGCUAUUAAUGGACUCUAUGAUACCCACGCUAGUUAUAACAGUAAGCUCUAA
Messenger RNA from Lobosporangium transversale, 441 nucleotides. RefSeq lists its product as hypothetical. The transcript has a single exon. The record is from RefSeq and is a predicted model, not a curated record. The coding region runs from base 1 to 441 and encodes 146 amino acids. Lineage: Eukaryota; Fungi; Mortierellomycota; Mortierellomycetes; Mortierellales; Mortierellaceae.